Molecule: messenger RNA, 807 nt
Organism: Triticum dicoccoides
Lineage: Eukaryota; Viridiplantae; Streptophyta; Magnoliopsida; Poales; Poaceae
Exons: 1
Coding region: 221-550 (109 amino acids)
Source: RefSeq, a predicted model, not a curated record
CCCCUGAAAAAAUCCUACAAAUCGACGCACCCCGUCCACAAAAACAACAGAUAGCCACAACCUCCCGUCCACACACCCAUCGAAAUCUCUUCUUCUUCCACUCCUACCAGCACCAGCAAAGCAUACACGGCAGGAAAGCCAAGAAGUACAGCUCCUCCUCCCCUCCCCUGUAGUUGCUUCGCCGUUUCCGGGAGAUUCUUGGAUUGGUUUUCCGGCAAAGAUGGUUUCGCCCGUCGUGAUCGCGUCGGCGGGGCUCGGGAUGCUGGCGGGCGUGGCCAUGGCAAACCGGACGACGGGCGACGGGCUGCCGGCGUCAUCCAGAUGGGACGCGCGGCCCCGUUGCUCGACUUGCAGCGGCACCGGCCGGGAGGAGUGCCUCUGCAGCCGUUGGUCCGACGGCGACGUCGGCUGCGGGACGUGCUCUGGCUCCGGCCGCAAGCGGUGCCGCAGCUGCGGAGGCUCUGGCACCGGCCGGCCGCUCCCGGCGCGACUCAUCGUCCAGGAGCAGAAGCUGCCGACCGCGCCAGCGCGACGCGGAGACUACAACUGAUAUUCAUCGGUUUCCCCGAGGAAAUCGUAAGUGUAAUUAAGCACAACAUAGCACACCAGUAUAUGCAACGUGUCCAUUCCUGUGUAUGUUAUACGCUGCAUCCUGCACGUACUACUAGUUAAGUACUCCCGCUGUAAAGAAAUACGAGACUUUUUUUUAGACCAUUACUCCUUGAGACCGUAGGCUUGACAGUAAUAAGGACAAAAUCAUGCAUCAAACAGUUUCAGGGAUCCUUUGAUUCAAAGCAAUUUUGCAGA